ACACCGAAAAAAUCCCUAACCCUAAAAGAAAACCAAUGGACAAAGAUAAACACGCAUCCAAACGGUCCCGUGACCGCGACGGCAGGCACCGCCGUGAUUCCGAUCUCUACUACGACGACCGCGAAUCCCACCGCCGACCCACAUCGCGCCGUGACGAGCGCGAGAGAUCUAUCGAGAGGGAAGGUUCGAGAGAUAGGAAGCAUCGUGAGGGUUCCUACGAGGAAGUUGAAGCGAGGAAAAAGAGGAAAGAGAGAGAAGAGAGUGAGGAGAGAGGGGAGAAGAGGAGUAAACUUGGAGAAGAAAACAGAAAGGAAAAGAGAGAGAGGAGGAGAUUUGGGGAUAAGGCUAAAGAAGAUGAUGAAAUCGAGUUGUCCAAUGGCGCCAGUGGUGGUGAUCCAGUUCACAAUGAUGCUGAUCUGGCAUCAUUACCGAAGACUGGUCACCCCCUUCCCUCCAAGGUAUCUUCAAUUUCUACUGCUGAAAAUAAAGCAUAUAGUGUUACCGGAUCUCAUGAGGUUACUGGAUCUAGUACAGAUGGCUCUUCAUCUAUUGGGAAAAGUGGUGCAAACUUCUCUCUUGAUGCCUUAGCCAAAGCAAAAAAGGCUUUACAAAUGCAGAAAGAAUUAGCUGAGAAAAUGAAGAAGAUACCCAUUUUGAACAGAGGCCCUAACUCAAGCUCAGUAGUGGGUACCGGAACAAUUCAGCGACCAGCCUCAUCUGUGACUGUCGCCAUUGCCAGUGGACCAUCAAGCUCAGCAGCCCCAUCUGCCACUGUACCAGUAGCUUCUUCAAAGCCACCUACUACUGGCAUGGCUGCCAUUCCUGGCCUCGCAUCAAUACCCAAUUUAGAAGCUGUUAAACGUGCUCAAGAGCUGGCUGCUAAGAUGGGAUUCCGCCAGGACCCUCAGUUUGCUCCUCUAAUAAAUAUGUUUCCUGGACAGGUGCAAGUAGAUGUUCCAGUUGCUCAGAAACCUACCAAGGCACCUGUUUUACGAGUUGAUGCACUCGGUAGGGAAAUUGAUGAACAUGGUAAUAUCAUAAAUGUGACUAAACCAAGUAAUCUUAGCACCCUCAAGGUCAACAUUAACAAGCAAAAGAAAGAUGCAUUCCAGAUCCUUAAACCCGAGCUAGAGGUGGAUCCGGAAUCAAAUCCACAUUUUGAUGAGCGGAUGGGAAUCGAUAAGAAUAAACUUCUUAGACCAAAAAGGAUGAGUUUCCAAUUUGUAGAGGAAGGAAAAUGGUCAAAAGAUGCGGAGAUUAUCAAAUUGAAGAGUCAAUUUGGAGAAGCAAAAGCGAAAGAGCUUAAAGCAAAGCAAGCACAAUUGGCAAAGGCAAAGGUUGAUAUAAAUCCCAAUUUAAUUGAGGUGUCAGAAAGAAUUAUAACAAAAGAGAAACCAAAAGAUCCGAUUCCUGAAAUAGAGUGGUGGGAUUUGCCUCUUCUUGUCUCGGGUUCCUAUGAUGACAUCAUUGAUAGUGUGCUGAGUGAGGAUAAACUGAAGGAGAAGAAGAUCACGAUUUAUGUUGAACAUCCUCGUCCGAUUGAGCCUCCUGCUGAGCCAGCUCCACCACCGCCUCAGCCUCUGAAGCUAACCAAGAAGGAGCAGAAGAAGCUUCGGACUCAGCGACGUCUUGCCCGGGAAAAGGAUAAGCAGGAGAUGAUUAGACAAGGCCUGAUAGAACCUCCCAAACCAAAAGUUAAGUUGAGCAACUUAAUGAAAGUUUUAGGAUCUGAAGCAACUCAAGAUCCCACUAAACUCGAAAUGGAAAUCCGUAGUGCUGCCGCUGAGCGGGAACAGGCUCAUGUCGACAGAAACAUUGCUCGCAAGCUUACCCCUGCUGAACUCCGAGAAAAAAAAGAGAGAAAGCUUUUUGACGACCCAAAUACGGUGGAAACAAUCGUUUCAAUUUACCGGAUCAAUGACCUCUCACAUCCCAAGACCCGCUUCAAAGUAGAUGUUAAUGCCCAAGAAAACCGUUUGACUGGUUGUGCAGUGAUUUCCGAGGGCAUUAGUGUUGUAGUUGUUGAAGGUGGAAGCAAAUCCAUUAAGAGGUAUGGGAAGCUUAUGCUUCGACGAAUCAAUUGGGCUGAAGCCGUAAACGAAACUGAUGGAGGAGAUGACGAUGAAGAGAAACCCCCUAACAAGUGUGUGUUAGUUUGGCAAGGCAGCGUUGCUAAAUCAAGUUUCAACAGGUUCUCGGUUCACGAGUGCAUCACCGAAGCAGCUGCAAGAAAGGUAUUUUCUGAUGCUGGUGUCGGCCAUUACUGGGACCUCGCGGUUAAUUUCUCCGAGAAUGAUUUUUGAUUUCCU
Hibiscus syriacus is the source of this 2309-nucleotide messenger RNA. Its product is annotated as protein RDM16-like. Bases 36 to 2303 code for a protein of 755 amino acids. The transcript is spliced from 6 exons. Gene Ontology annotation, cellular component: U4/U6 x U5 tri-snRNP complex. Gene Ontology annotation, biological process: mRNA splicing, via spliceosome. The record is from RefSeq and is a predicted model, not a curated record. Lineage: Eukaryota; Viridiplantae; Streptophyta; Magnoliopsida; Malvales; Malvaceae.